Lotus japonicus is the source of this 1595-nucleotide messenger RNA. RefSeq names its product cytochrome b561 and DOMON domain-containing protein At3g25290-like. The transcript is spliced from 3 exons. The record is from RefSeq and is a predicted model, not a curated record. Lineage: Eukaryota; Viridiplantae; Streptophyta; Magnoliopsida; Fabales; Fabaceae. Bases 173 to 1345 code for a protein of 390 amino acids.
UUUCAGUUUCCUUGUUCUUCGCAUUCCAUUCAAUUCCCACCUCAAAAUCAUUAAUAUCACCAACUCAUUCCCUUCUGCAAAACCUUAAAAAAUAGUAACACUUGUAUAUUAAUUCCAUACUCUUUCUCUCUAAACAAACACACACACUCUGUUUCUCUUCUUCUUCUCAACAAUGGCUUCACCUUUGAUACUUUUCCUUCUCCUCUCGCUGUUUGCUGUCACAUGUUCAUCCCUCAGGUGCACCACGCAGAUGCUGAAGUUGAACCAGGUCUACCCCAACUGCGCGGACCUGCCCACACUCGAUUCCUUCCUCCAUUGGGACUACAACAAUUUAAACAACUCCCUCACGGUGGCGUUCGAAGCGGCGCCGCCAAACCCCGGCGGGUGGGUGUCAUGGGGGAUAAACCCAACAGGGGACGGCAUGGUGGGGGCGCAGGUGCUGGUGGCGUUCAAGGACAACAACACCGGCGUCGUGACGGUGAAGACUUUCGACCUGAAAUCCUACCACGAGAUCAUUCCGGGGAAGCUGUCGUUCGACGUGUGGGACAUGAGGGCGGAGGAGGUCGGCGGGGUGGUGAGGAUUUUCGCCACCGUGAAGGUGCCGGAGCAUGCUAUGGCGGUGAACCAUGUGUGGAUGGUGGGGCCAUCUGUAACGGCUGGAAGGAUUGGGAAGCAUGAGUUUGAUCCGCCGCAUUUGAAUUCUAAAGGGAGGCUCAGCUUCUCUGGAGGGCAUGGUUCUGGUGAUGCUGCUGCUGGUACCGUGGAUUUUACCACCAGGAGGAAAAAUAUACAUGGAAUACUGAAUGCAGUGAGUUGGGGUUUUCUCUUUCCCCUUGGAGUUAUCAUAGCAAGGUACAUGAGGGUUUUCCCAUCUGCAGACCCAGCUUGGUUCUAUCUUCAUGUUGGUUGCCAACUAUCUGCUUAUGUCAUUGGUGUUGCUGGCUGGGGAACUGGGAUGAAACUGGGAAGCAAAUCAGGAGAGAAUCCAUUCAGCGGUCAUCGCAACAUCGGAAUCGCCCUCUUUUGUCUCGCCACAAUCCAGAUUUUCGCAUUGUUCAUAAGGCCAAACAAGGAUCACAAGUUUAGAUACUUGUGGAAUAUCUUUCACCAUAGCUUUGGAUACACUAUAAUUGUCCUGGGAAUUGUGAACAUAUUCAGGGGCUUCUUCAUCUUGCAACCUGAUGAGAAAUACAGAGCAAUAUACCUCGAUGUGCUUCUCAUAUUGGGUGCACUUGUCUUGGUUUUGGAAGUUCUGACAUGGAUUGUUGUGUUAAAGAGAAAAUAUUGUAGCAAGUCCAAUACUUACGACGGAUACAACAACAAUGGACAGAGCAGGCAACCUUAACAUAUGAUCAAGUGUUUACGGAUUUGGCUUGGCUUCUUCGAUCUCCUAGUAGUAUACUCUUGAUAUUGUAAUUGUUUUAUAUGAUAUCUAUGUUACCUAUUUUAGUGUAAUGCUUGGUUUGGUUUGGGUUAUGGGCGUAUAGAUUUUUCAGUCUCUCUGUAAUUAGGUUAAGGAAAACUUUUACAGGAAGCUGUUACCUGUUCCUAUAAUUAUUUAACCUUGUAUGCUAGGCUGGCAAACCAGGCCACAA